AUGGAACUACUAGUUGUGCAGCUGCUCCUUACCCUUGGGCUGGCCGUUCUCCUCUUCCUUGCCAUUUUCCGUCUGACCACAAGGAAUUCACGUCCUGCUCCCACCCCCACCGUGGUCACCGACCCUGAUAUCGCUCGGCUCAUGCUAAGUGACCACGCCGAUGCCUUCUCCAACCGCCCCACAGCGCACUAUCCCGCGGACUUCAGCGAAAGCCAUAGCAUAAACAGUGUUCCCUAUGGCCCGACAUGGCGGGCGCUUCGGGCGAACCUCAUGGCCGACAUCCUCCACCCCACACGCCUCGGUCUCCUCUUGCCAUUCCGGCAGGAAGCCGUCGCGGCACUCAUCGCCAACCUCUCCACCCAGGCCCCCGGUGAAGCGGUUGUCCGGAACAGCCUCCACGCCGCCGCGUUUGCGCUGACGGUGCGCAUUUGCUUCGGCGAUGGCGUUGGUGAGUGCUAUGUGCGUGCCAUGGAGCGUGAGGUGCUGCAGUUCAUAACCACCUUCGUGGAAGACAGUGCCUUGUUAGCAGGAUCAAGCAGGUUGACAAGGCUCCUGCACUGGAGGCGGUGGCUGCGCUUCUCCGGCACAUUCAGCCGGGUAUCCAAGAUUGUCCUCCCUGUCAUCGCAGCCCAGCAGAAGUCUCGACGUACCCAUGGAGGCACCACCGGCAUCCGCUCUUAUGUUGACUCCCUCCUCGACCUCCGCGUCCCUGUGAGUGAUGAUGAUGCCAUGGCAACAAGCAAGCGCCCGCUCACGGACAAGGAAAUAGUGAGGCUUGUGUUUGAGUUCCUGGGCGCGAACACCGAGUCGACCGUGUCAUGUGUCGAGUGGACGCUUGCCCACUUGGCCAUCCAUCCGGAGAUUCAGAAGAAGCUACGCCAUGAGAUCACUAGUACUGUUCCUCAUGGCAAGGGCACAUUGGUCUCCGAGGAGAGCCUCCAUCGCCUACCGUACCUGCGGGCUGUUAUUCUCGAGAGCCUCCGGCUGCAUUCACCGGUGCCGCUCAUUUUGCGCGAUGUCAGCGCCGAUGACGCGGCGAUUUGUGGAACACCAGCAGCAUCAGCUGAUGGCGCGCCGGUGCUCUUCGUCGCUGACAUACGCGAGAUCGGGAGGAGCACGAAGGCAUGGAUGGACCCCGACAAGUUCUGCCCGGAGCGGUUUCUCGCUGGCGGUGAGGCGGAAGGCGUGGGCCCUGUGCCAGGGCCGAAGGAGAUCAGGAUGCUGCCGUUCGGAGCAGGGCGGAGGUAUUGCCCUGGGGUAGGGGUGGGCAUGGUUCAAGUAGGGUGCUUCCUCGCAGCACUCGUGCGUGAGUUCGAGUGGUCACUGCCGGCAAACUGCGACAGCAUUGACCUAACGGAGUUUCGUGCCUUCUUCAUGGUGAUGAAGACGCCACUCAGGGCUCGUAUCACACCACACACGGUGACUACGUGA
Panicum virgatum (switchgrass) is the source of this 1431-nucleotide messenger RNA. Its product is annotated as cytochrome P450 89A2-like. The record is from RefSeq and is a predicted model, not a curated record. NCBI's taxonomy places the organism in Eukaryota, Viridiplantae, Streptophyta, Magnoliopsida, Poales, Poaceae. The transcript has a single exon. The coding region runs from base 1 to 1431 and encodes 476 amino acids. Gene Ontology annotation, molecular function: heme binding; oxidoreductase activity, acting on paired donors, with incorporation or reduction of molecular oxygen, NAD(P)H as one donor, and incorporation of one atom of oxygen; iron ion binding. Gene Ontology annotation, cellular component: membrane.